This is a messenger RNA of Phaeodactylum tricornutum CCAP 1055/1, 1211 nucleotides long. RefSeq lists its product with no specific name. The transcript has 2 exons. NCBI's taxonomy places the organism in Eukaryota, Bacillariophyta, Bacillariophyceae, Surirellales, Neidiaceae. The record is from RefSeq and is a predicted model, not a curated record. The coding region runs from base 105 to 1193 and encodes 362 amino acids.
AGCUAUUGACUUUUCGGAGGACAGUGCAGCGAGUGUUUCUUUGUCUCCAGAUUGUAGGUUCUGUGUGUCAGGUUGAAGGUUUUUAUUGGAUAAGAAGUGCUACCAUGAGUCGUCCUUUCAUCGGCGACCACAGAGGCGCGUACGACAUUCUAUUUUUCGCCAUUGCCUGUAUUCUAUCGUUUGCAUAUUCAUUUCCGGUCGUCCCCAAUGUAUCACCCGCUACUGGAUUAGCUAAUCAAUUCUAUACAUGGAAAGAAGAUCAGAGUAUUCGUUUCCAAUGUGUCGGGCCGGAAGAUGGUGAACCUGUUGUGCUGGUGCACGGGUUGUUUGUGAAUUCCGACCAUUGGCGAAAGUCGCUGAAGGCCUUGGGCGACGGUGGAUACCGAGUUUUCGCUCUCGAUCUUUGGGGAUGUGGGUACUCCGACAAACCGGCCGCAACUUCACAAGCCGCACAGCUUUGCAACGGCGAGAACGGCCGGAGUCCGUACAAUUUUUACACUUGGUCAGAUUUGAUAAGUGAUUUUUGUCGAGAUAUUGUACUCAACGAUGUCGAUAAACACAAGGCUGUGACACUAGUAUCAAACUCGAUUGGUACCAUUUCAAGCUUACAGGCGGUUUUGGACAAUCCAUCUCUCUACAAAGGAGUUUUCGUGGUGUGCCCAAAUUUUCGGGAACUGCAUUCAGCCGAAAUUCCUUUGCCUUCCUUUUCGAUGCCGGUCAUUCGCGGAGUACAGAGUUUGCUACGGACGUAUGGCCAAACUGCUUUCGAUGCGCUCGCCAAGCCCGAUACCGUCAAGCAGAUUUUGAAAGAGCCGUACGCUGUGACAGAAGCUGUUGAUGACACCCUCGUUCAAGUAUUGUUGGAUCCUCUGUUGACGGAAGGAGCAUCCCAGGUAGUCUUCGACACUCUAUCCUAUUCCGCCGGACCGUUGCCGGAACAACAGCUGUCGGUGUUUCCGAUGGACAAGCCUGUCUGGAUUUGCUAUGGGACGGCCGAUCCGUGGACGCCCGGGCCAAGGGUUGAAGCAUUGAAGCGCUUCCCAGUGGUCGAGUCCGUGGAGGCGCUGACCGACAUCGGGCAUUGUCCACACGACGAAGCCCCGGAGCUUGUACAUCCGCUUCUGUUUCGUUUUUUGGAAAGACUGAAUACAGGGAACACAAAAAAGGCGCAGACAGAAAGUAUGGUAAAAUAAAGCUUCUUUAGAACCGUG